Lactuca saligna is the source of this 672-nucleotide messenger RNA. The record is from the annotation of a GenBank genome assembly. NCBI's taxonomy places the organism in Eukaryota, Viridiplantae, Streptophyta, Magnoliopsida, Asterales, Asteraceae.
AUGGCGGCUCGUUACGAACUGGAAGUCACGGUUACCUCUGCCAAAAACCUGAAAAACGUCAACUGGCGCCACGGUUCUCUCAAACCCUACGUCGUCCUCUGGGUCGACCCGAGUAACAAAUGCUCUACACAUGUCGAUCAAGAAGGCGACGAAGCGCCGUUUUGGGAUCAAAAACUCACCCUCCCUCUCCACGAUCAGAUCGAGGACUCCACUCUCUACAUCGACAUCGUUCAUGCUAACGCCGAAGAGGGCACAAAACCCUUAGUCGGAUCCGCCAAGCUCAAGCUCAAGGAUGUGAUUGAACAGGUCGGAAUCGGUGAGGCUUUCGCUGAUAGUCUAAAAGUCAAGCGUCCUUCCGGCCGCCCCCAUGGAAAGGUGGUGGUCAAAGUCAUCCUCAGGGAACCCCACUAUCGUGCGAGGGAGUCUUAUUAUGCUCCUCCAGCUUACGGUAAUGCUCCACCACCACAACAGUACGCUGCUCCACCGUCCUACGGUGGGGAUCGUCCCUACGGUGCACCACCAUCAGGGUAUCCUUAUCCUCAGUAUGGCGCUCCCCCUCAGUACGAGCAGCAGGGUUAUGGUGUUCAACCAUCGUACGGUGAGUAUAAGGAAGAGAAGAAAAGCAAGUAUGGGAUGGGGACUGGACUGGCGGUUGAAUUCUCUACUCCAUGA